Rhagoletis zephyria (snowberry fruit fly) is the source of this 925-nucleotide messenger RNA. RefSeq lists its product as uncharacterized. Gene Ontology annotation, biological process: cell surface receptor signaling pathway via JAK-STAT; embryonic development via the syncytial blastoderm. NCBI's taxonomy places the organism in Eukaryota, Metazoa, Arthropoda, Insecta, Diptera, Tephritidae. The record is from RefSeq and is a predicted model, not a curated record.
AUGUCUACAUCGCGAAUGAGAUUUGGUCGCCCAUGGCGAAACAGUAGGAGACAAUCAAGGGAGGAAACUUGCGUCGAGCGGAUAAGAAGCAAUGCAAAUUUUGAAAGUGUUCAGUUGGCGUCCACUACCCCGGCAGUUGUGGAAGAUUGGCUAAUUCCACUGAGAGAUGAUAUUCCAUGCGCUGCAGCAACUUACACUUGCCACACUUUAAUGGAUUUUGUACCUCUGACGGUGAUAACAAUGGUGUACUUUAUCUUCCUACUUCCUGCGCUUGGAUUGGUGGAUGCGGCUCCCACGCCUUGGAGUAACGCUUGUGGCGCUUAUGUCCUUGCCGAUGAACAAGUUUCAUAUGAAACGGUGCAUGGUGCUGACAGAAAUAGGGUACUUUGCGAGCUUCGCGGCAAUCUAACAAAACAAGUCAAUACCCUACGCAGCUAUAUGGGUCCAAAGAACUUUUCAAAAGUUUAUUCGAAACACAACAAGUCAUAUGCAUUUCUCAAUGUAACGAGAGCGAAAAAUAUCACUUUACGAACUUGGCACAAACAGCUGCAAGUCUAUGUUGCUGCUGCUGAUCAGCUUUAUGAACGCGCAUACAACUACAAGAAUUUACGUGAAAACACAUUUGUUAGCUCACCUGAGCAGUCCAACAAGGCGGACAAGGAUCUCCAGCGUUUGCGACACCUAAUCAUCACAACACGCAGUAUUCUCUGCGAAUUCGAGUUGGCUGCGAAUUUGUUGUCGAAGCAACAAAUGAGCAGCGAUGCAUUGGCAAUUGAUGCUAAUAAAAUGCAACAGCAAAUAAUGCAGCUCAGAUCGUAUAAGCGCACUGCGCGAGAUGGUGUCGAUCCUAUUGAUAUUAAUAUGCUAUUUCAUAGGCUGCGUAGAGCUCUGCUAAAUAUGCGAAAAUCACUGAAAAGGCGAUGUG